Molecule: messenger RNA, 192 nt
Organism: Angiostrongylus costaricensis
Lineage: Eukaryota; Metazoa; Nematoda; Chromadorea; Rhabditida; Metastrongylidae
Source: the annotation of a GenBank genome assembly
UUGCUCAAACAGUACUAUCGGCAACUGCUUAUGUGGCGGAUGGGACAUGAACCCUAUUCAGAUCGAGUGCCAAUUGAUCGACCACUAUUUGUGAACACUUCAAUGACCGCUCAGAAUAGAAUCGAUCUCUAUCGACGACUCGGAGAUCCACCUCAAGACAGUGAACCAGCACUAUUAUUUCGGCUUCCGUAA